Molecule: messenger RNA, 866 nt
Organism: Salvelinus sp. IW2-2015
Lineage: Eukaryota; Metazoa; Chordata; Actinopteri; Salmoniformes; Salmonidae
Source: RefSeq, a predicted model, not a curated record
CAUAAGGAGAAGGUGGUGAUGGUGGAGCGGCUGGGUUUGCCACGGUAACCAUGUUCGGCGAGGACAGGUCUGCAACGUGUUCUUUGGAGACGGGAGCGUCGUCACCGCCACCUGCAACGGAGCGUACCAAGUGUACCCGUCCAGUGUAGGUCUGCUGUUCAUCAACCAGGACGUGAGUUGUGUGUACACGUCAGAUCCUGAACACAGCCCAGCCCUGAGUCUAGCCAGCUGGAGUCCCAGAGAGCAGCCAGCCAGCUACAGGAUGAACCACACCUUUACCUCAGACACACUGUGGUGAGGUCACAGACCACCACGGGAACCUCUUCCAGGUGAUGAAGGAUGGCCAGGCAUCAGUGGAGAUCUCUAGCCCUCUGGACAGCAGAGUGGAGGAGGAGGAGAUGGAGGAGGAGAUGGAGGAGGAGGAGGAGGGAGGGCUGCCAGAAGAGAGAGAGCUGGCCAAGCAUCCUAUUGGACGUAAAGUCCACAUUCCCAGGUUGUUCAUGGCCCAUGAGGAUGGUUCAGGCACAGAGCUGCUGUACUCUCAGACAGUAGAGGAACGUCUGUAUGAGGACUACUCUGACCCUGCUGUCGCCCUGCUUAAAGAACCCCUCCCAGGCCUACAGGGUGUGCUGGGUAUAACGGUGCUGAGACCCUCUCGUCAGGACGUGUGGUCCAGAUGGGUCAUCCAGAAACAAAACAAGGACAUCAUCCCCACCAACCUCCAGUCCCGUCGCUGGGACAACUUCCCCUCAGUAGAGAUGAUGGAGACGCAGGUCUGCCGUUCGGGACUACCCUGGGCGGGGUCUGACCCUGAGAGGUUUAAGCCUGUUUCUGGAGGCCUACAGGCCGUGCUGACGCUGUCCUGA